Messenger RNA from Daucus carota subsp. sativus, 3824 nucleotides. RefSeq names its product protein transport protein SEC24 B. The transcript is spliced from 25 exons. The record is from RefSeq and is a predicted model, not a curated record. Gene Ontology annotation, cellular component: endoplasmic reticulum exit site; COPII vesicle coat. Bases 291 to 3389 code for a protein of 1032 amino acids. Lineage: Eukaryota; Viridiplantae; Streptophyta; Magnoliopsida; Apiales; Apiaceae. Gene Ontology annotation, molecular function: zinc ion binding; SNARE binding. Gene Ontology annotation, biological process: COPII-coated vesicle cargo loading; intracellular protein transport; endoplasmic reticulum to Golgi vesicle-mediated transport.
AAAUGGAGUAGAAUUUGCAUUGUGGGCAAAUACAGAAGUCCAGAUCUAAAGCGAGCGAUAGCAGCAGUAACAGCUUCAAUUCAGACGCAGGCAGAUUAUAAUUUCAAUUAUAAAUAAUAAUAAUAAUAAUAUAUAUUAUUAUAUUAUACACACAAACAUACGCUCAUAUCCUGUCUGCGUUUGUAUGCGAUCCAUCGCGACGUACAUCUCCGCCCAUUUUUCUUCCUUGAGAGAAUAGUGUUUGAGUGGUGGAUUAAGGUUUUGGGGAUUCAGUUUUUGCAUCUUGGAAUAUGAGUUUUCAGGUUAAUAAUAAUAACAGGCCUCCAUUUCCUCCGCCUUUUGCUCAGCAAGGUCCACCUGGGCCACAGCAAGGUCCCCCUGGGCCACGACCAGGGCCGCCGCCACCAGGUGUUGUUCCUAGGACUCCUAUUGGCCCACCGCAAGGUGCAUUAGGACCCCCUAAUGCACCGCCCGGUAGGCCUAGUGGUCCUACUCCGCCUUUUGGAGUGAGGCCUCCGGGCCCUCCACCGCCAGGUGCAUUCAGUUCUGCCGGCCCUGCACCUCCACCUCCUGGUACUCGCCCCGGUCCCUUUCAGUCUGCACCAAUGAAUUCAGGUCAAGUUCCGCCACCAUCUACUGGUGCCCCAGGUCCAUUUAGUAAUGGACCACCUUCAGGGGGUGUACAAGGUGGACCUCGCUUUCCUUCUCCUGUGGGAAUGCAGCGGCCAGUAAGUGGGCCACCUUCUCUGCCAAGUGGACCACCUUCUCUACCAUCAAUGCCGCCCUCUGCAGGAAUGCGCCCUUUUAGUGGAGGUCUAGCUGCUAGUCCCUUACCUGGUCCUGCACCACUGGCACCAUCUUUCGCAUCACAUUCUCAAGGCGUGCCACCACCCCCUUUAGGCUCCUCAGCAUUUUCAGCUCCUGCUCAAGGACCUCAAUUUCAGGUUUCUCCGUUUGGGUCUCAGCCGUGGUCCAUGCAACAACGUCAGGUUGCACCACCUUCAGCAAUUCCUGGUGCUGCUCCACCCCCAAGGAUGUACAACAUGCCAGGUCCAGAAUCUGCAGCCUCCAUAUCACCUGCCAUGAGCCAAGGCCCGUCAAAAAUUGAUCCUAAUCAGAUCCCGCGCCCUAUUCCGAGUUCAUCGGUUGUGUUGCAUGAAACACGUCAGGGCAAUCAAGCUAACCCGCCUCCGUCGGCUACCACUGACUAUAUUGUCAGGGACACCGGAAACUGCAGUCCCCGGUACAUGAGAUGUACAAUCAACCAGAUUCCUUGCACCAAUGAUCUUCUAGGAACAUCCGGGAUGCAGUUGGCACUGUUGGUCCAGCCCUUGGCCCUUCCUCAUCCCUCUGAGGAGCCUAUCCAGGUCGUGGAUUUUGGUGAAAGUGGUCCUGUCCGGUGUUCUCGUUGCAAAGGCUACAUAAAUCCUUUCAUGAGGUUCAUUGACCAGGGAAGACGUUUCAUUUGCAACUUAUGUGGAUAUACUGAUGAAACCCCCCGAGAGUAUCAUUGCAAUCUAGGCCCGGAUGGUAGGCGCAGAGAUGCCGAUGAAAGGCCUGAGCUGUGUAAAGGAACAGUAGAAUUUGUUGCCACCAAAGAAUAUAUGGUGCGCGAUCCAAUGCCUGCAGUAUUUUUCUUUCUCGUUGAUGUGUCAAUGAACUCACUACAGACUGGUGCAACAGCAGCUGCAUGUAGUGCAAUCAGCCAAGUUAUUGCUGAUCUGCCAGAGGGCCCUCGGACGAUGGUGGGGAUCGCGACGUUUGAUUCGACUAUUCAUUUUUACAAUUUGAAACGUGCAUUACAGCAGCCACUGAUGCUUAUUGUUCCUGACAUUCAAGAUGUUUACACUCCUCUCCAGAGUGAUGUGAUUGUUCAACUUUCUGAGUGUCGUCAGCAUUUGGAGCUUUUGCUGGAAAAUAUCCCCACCAUGUUUCAAAAUAAUAAAACUGCUGAUUCGGCUUUUGGUGCAGCUGUCAAGGGUGCUUUCUUGGCAAUGAAGAGUACCGGUGGCAAACUUAUGGUAUUUCAGUCAGUUUUACCAUCUGUUGGCAUUGGUGCCCUUUCUGCUAGAGAAGCUGAAGGAAGAACUAAUAUAACAGCUGCUGAGAAGGAGGCUCACAAGUUGCUCCAACCGGCUGACAAAAUAUUGAAGACAAUGGCUAUUGAAUUUGCCGAGUAUCAGGUCUGCGUUGAUGUGUUCAUAACCACACAAACAUAUAUUGACAUUGCAUCAAUCUCUGUGAUUCCAAGGACUACUGGGGGGCAGGUAUAUUAUUAUUACCCUUUCUCUGCGGUUUCUGACCCUGCCAAGCUUUACAAUGAUCUUCGAUGGAACAUUACCAGGCCUCAAGGUUUUGAGGCGGUUAUGCGAGUUAGAUCCAGCCAGGGCCUUCAAGUUCAAGAAUAUUCUGGAAAUUUUUGUAAACGCAUUCCAACAGAUGUGGAUCUGCCAGCGAUUGAUUGUGACAAGACAAUAAUGGUGACACUAAAACAUGAUGAGAAAUUGCAGGAUGGUGCAGAAUGUUCUUUUCAGUGCGCUCUUCUGUACACCACAGUUGACGGUCAAAGAAGAAUACGAGUUUCUACUUUGUCGCUUCCAUGCACUACCAUACUCAGUAAUCUGUUCCGUUCAGCCGACUUAGAUACUCAGUUUGCCUGUUUCUUAAAGCACGCUGCAAUUGAAAUUCCUUCCAGUCCGCUACUGCAAAUCAGAGAGCAGAUGACAACACUCUGCAUCAACAUUCUUCAUUCAUAUCGUAAAUUUUGCGCCACAGUAUCAUCUGCUGGACAGCUUAUUCUCCCAGAGGCUCUUAAAUUGUUGCCUCUUUACACACUUGCUUUGAUUAAAGGUACUGGAUUGAGAACUGAUGGACGCAUAGAUGAUCGGUCAUAUUGGAUCAAUUAUGUUUCUUCUCUUUCUACUCCCUUGGCAAUACCGUUGGUGUACCCUAGGAUGAUUAGUAUCCAUGACAUUGACUUGAAGGAAACGGAGGGUAUUCUUCCUCCCGCUAUUCCACUUUCCAGUGAGCACGUGACUGAUGAUGGAAUAUAUCUUCUAGAGACUGGCGAGGAUUGUUUAAUAUAUAUUGGGAACUCAGUCGAUCAUGAUGUUUUGCGGCAAAUUCUUGGCAUUUCUUCUGUUGAAGAAAUUCCCACUCAGUUUGUUUUACAGCAACAUGAUAAUCCGUUGUCAAAAAAGCUUAAUGAAGUUAUCAAUGAAAUAAGGCGCCAGAGAUGUUCCUACCUCCGUCUAAAGUUGUGCAAGAAAGGGGAACCAUCAGGAAUGCAAUUCUUCUCAUAUAUGGUGGAGGACAAGGCCCCAAGUGGUCUCUCCUACGUUGAGUUCUUGGUACAUAUUCAUCGGCAAAUUCAAGCUAAAAUGAGCUGAUGAUUUAUUUAUUUCGACUUUGAUAGAGUUUUAUGGUAAAGCCUUUUUCUGUGGCUAAACUACGGAUCAGAGAAAGAAGGAAGAGCAACUAGGUUCCAUUUAAGAUUCUUCUGUAGGGGAAAUGGCAGUCUUGCUAAAAGCAAAGUAAAUCAGUUUACAAAUAGAGAUUUCCUUAGUUUGGUUAAUGAGAUUCCCUUAUAUUUUAAAGCUUGAUUUAUGAAUUGAAAUUUUCAUAAUAUAUAGAAGCAUAAUUUAGAUGUAUGUACUGCCCUUUAGUUAUAUAACCGUGCUUUGAAUUUUCUGCCUGGUGGGCCGGUGGCAUUUGACUGUAAAUGGGAAUACAGAAACAAGCAUGUCUUUUUUUCUUUUUCGUUUUCCCAACUUUUUCAUAUAAUGUGUUUACAAUCAAGGUGGUUGUGAUUUGUUGUGAGUGUA